Messenger RNA from Solanum dulcamara, 2452 nucleotides. Its product is annotated as BTB/POZ domain-containing protein At5g48800-like. Lineage: Eukaryota; Viridiplantae; Streptophyta; Magnoliopsida; Solanales; Solanaceae. The transcript is spliced from 4 exons. Gene Ontology annotation, molecular function: protein binding. Bases 351 to 2174 code for a protein of 607 amino acids. The record is from RefSeq and is a predicted model, not a curated record.
CUUCCCUUUUUCUGCUACUCAAAAUUUAUAUAACUUGAUUCAACAGCAAUAAGAAUAUAUAAAUUGACAGAGUUAAUAUGGGGUGCUUUUUUUUUUUUUUAAUUAUUGGUAUUAUAAAGGACAUGACCCACAAGAGAGGCCCAUUGGUUUGGGCAAGUGUUUUAAUCUAUGAUUUGAGCACAAAUAGUUUGAUGCAAAAAUGGCCAAAGAAGUAGACCAACACCAAUAUUUUCCACUGUGGUUUUGUCCCCCUUGCUCAUUACUUGCCUUCUUUAACAAAUUUCACCUUCUUCUCUUCUCUUUCUCAAAAUUUGCAGUUUUUUCUCUGCCUUUUUUGUUCACUAAUCUCCAUGGACAAACAUCACUCCCAGCUGCCUCUGGCCAAGUGUUCGCGGCACCAGCGAUAUAAUGAAUGGGUGUUUCGAGACGUUCCCAGUGAUAUAAUGAUAGUAGUAGAUGGUGGCACAUUUUCAUUGCAUAAGUUUCCUCUUGUAUCGAGGAGUGGGAGAAUUCGGAAGCUUGUAGCAGGGCACAUGGAUUCUGAUAUAUCGAUGAUUGAACUACUUAGCCUACCAGGUGGAGCUGAAUCAUUUGAGCUAGCAGCCAAAUUUUGCUAUGGUGUUAACUUUGAGAUUACAGCAGCAAAUGUUGCUCAGCUUUGUUGUGUAUCUGAUUAUCUUGAGAUGACUGAGGAGUAUUCGAAAAAUAAUCUUGGCUCCCGAGCUGAAGAGUAUCUCGAGGUUGUUGUAAGCAAGAAUCUUGAAAUGUGUGUUGAAGUCCUUAAACAAUGCGAAAACCUACUCCCUUUGGCUGAUGAGCUGAAAAUAGUUACCCGAUGCAUUGAUGCUAUAGCCUCUAAAACUUGUGUGGAGCAAAUUGCUUCAAGUUUCUCGCGCUUGGAAUAUAGUAGUUCUGGUAGACUCCAUAUGAACCGCCAAGCCAAGUGUGAAGGAGACUGGUGGAUAGAGGAUUUGUCAGUUCUUCGUAUUGACUUGUACCAACGAGUCAUAACAGCAAUGAAGUGUCGUGGUGUCAGGCCUGAAAGUAUUGCAGCUUCACUAGUUAACUAUGCACAGAAGGAGUUGACAAAGAAAUCCACUUCCUGGAAUCAGUCAAGCCAACCCAAAGUUGAUGUGGUUUCAGGUUCAAAUGACCAUGAAAAGGUUGUGGUCGAGACAAUUGUUAGCCUUAUGCCUAUUGAGAAAUUGGUUGUUCCCAUAACCUUUCUUUUUGGGCUGCUGAGAAGUGCUGUGAUGCUUGAUUGCACUGUUGCUUCUAGACUUGAUCUUGAGAGGCGGAUAGGAUCUCAAUUAGACAUAGCUACUCUUGAUGAUCUUCUCAUUCCUUCUUUUCAUAAUGCUGGUGACACAUUAUUUGAUGUUGACACAGUGCAUAGGAUCUUGGUUAGUUUUUCUCAACAGGAUGAUAGUGAUGAAGAUAUGGAUGAUGUCUCAGUGUUUGAGUCUGAUAGCCCUACUUCGCCAUCCCAAACUGCAUUAUUCAAAGUUGCUAAACUGGUGGACAAUUACCUAGCUGAAAUUGCCCCUGAUGCAAAUCUAAAGAUGAACAAGUUCAUAGCAAUUACUGAAAGCUUACCAGCACAUGCUCGUACCAUCCAUGAUGGACUUUAUCGAGCAAUCGAUGUCUAUCUCAAAGCUCAUCAGGCCUUAUCAGAUCCAGACAGGAGGAGACUAUGCAAGCUGAUUGAUUUUCAGAAACUCUCCCAAGAAUCUGGAGCACACGCUGCACAAAAUGAACGCCUCCCACUCCAAUCAAUUGUACAGGUUCUUUACUUUGAGCAAAUGAGGCUUAGAAAUGCCUUAUUUUGUUCUUAUCCUGAUGAUGAUCACAAGCCAAUGCACCAAUCCUGGAGGAUCAAUAGUGGUGCUGUAAGUGCAGCUAUGUCUCCGAGGGAUAAUUAUGCUUCUCUAAGACGAGAAAAUAGGGAACUAAAACUUGAACUAGCACGAAUGAGGAUGAGAUUGAAUGACCUGGAGAAAGAUCAUGUUUGUAUGAAGAAAAAUAUGGAAAAAUCUAACUCGCGUAGAUUCAUGAGUUCCUUCACGAAAAAGAUUGGGAAGUUGAACAUCUUUGGACACAGUUCCUCCAGGGAGUCUAGUUCUCCCUCAAAGAGGUCACAAGUUACUGAUUCUAAGCUAACUGAAAGAACGUGACAGGCAAACUUCCUGUUACAUAAAGUUACUUGGAUAGGUUUUGGUUGCUCCUAGUGCAAAUAGUGCUUGUAAUCUAUGUUCUCUAUUUUCUGUCCCCAGAUCUUGUAUAUGAGCUUUAGAGAUAUGCUUUAGCAAGUGAGAUUUUCCUUUUUCAUUCAAGUAACGUAAAUUUUGAGUUCCGAUAAAUCUGAUCUCCAGAAGGAUGUUUAAGUUAUACACAUUGAUAUAUCUCAUCUACAGAAAUUGGAAAAAUAUAACACUUACACGAAAAACCAACA